Messenger RNA from Ostreobium quekettii, 1275 nucleotides. The record is from the annotation of a GenBank genome assembly. NCBI's taxonomy places the organism in Eukaryota, Viridiplantae, Chlorophyta, Ulvophyceae, Bryopsidales, Ostreobiaceae.
AUGGGCGGAAGGUCGGCCAUACGUGCGGCCGUAAUCGCGGUACUCAUGGCCGCCUUGGGGCACUGCCGUUUCAGAGUGACCGAGGCCCGCAAUCUUUUCCAACAAAAUCCAAGUGCGACUCUGAGAGAGGGACUAGCGGCCGGCCCUGUCCCUUUAGAGGAAGACGACGACCUGCCCGCCGUGCUCAAAGACGAGAACCUUGGCGCCAACGAAGCAUGGUUCACAGCCGCAGAGAGCGGCAACAUCACCGCCAUCAAUUCGAUGCUGGACAACGGCGUCGAUCCCAACGCUGCCCGGGAUGACGGCUCGACGGCGCUCAUACUGGCGGCGAGGUUCGGCCACAAGGCUAUCGUUGUCGCAUUGCUGGAGGCCAGCGCGCAGGUGAAUGGCUACGACAACAGCGGCGACACGGCGCUUCUAGCGGCAUCCAGUGCUGGCCACGUGGACGUCGUCUCUCUCCUGCUCCAAGCCGGCGCCGACCCUUCCCACUCAAACGAUCUCGGGCUCACGGCCCUCUCCGCCGCAGCUCAGGCAGGCCACGCAGCUGUUCUGGCACUUCUGCCUGGCCAACCGCCGGACCUCUCCGUAGCACUGCUCGUCGCAGCUGAGGCCGGGCAGACGGCUGCGGUAUCUGCUCUCAUCAAACGAGAUGUCGAUUUGGAGAUGCGAUCGCCGAGGCACAGCGGAGCAACAGUUCUGGGCGUGGCGGCUGCAGUUCCAGGUGGGGAAGAGGUUGUGAGAGAAUUGCUGAGGGCGGGCGCGGACGUUGGGGCGACCAACGCUGAUGGCUGGACGCCGCUGCACUGGGCCGCGGCUUUUGGGGAUGGGAGUGUUGUGGAGGCGCUGUUGGAAGGUGGGGCGCAGGUGGAAGUAAGGGAGGGUGACGGGCUAACGCCGCUGAUGGUGGCAGCGGCGCGGGGAAAUGUGGCAACCGCGAGGGCGUUGGUCGGGGCAGGAGCCGACGUGAAUGCCAGAUCCACGGAGACCUUGCAAACGCCAUUGCAUUUCGUCUUAACCUCCGGCAAUCUGAAGCUGCUGGACCUGCUUCUGAAAAGCGGAGCUGAUCCGAAGAUCAAGGACAUCAAUGGCGACACCCCAGGCGACGUAUUGGACAAAGGCACAGCCCUUCCUGACCUGUCGGUCACACAGCGCCGCGUGUUCAAAUUCAUGAUGGGCUUUCUGGAACUUUCUGACGUGAAGGAUGGCGACAUUCAGUACUUAUACUCGCAACUCCCAACUGCGCGGGUGGAUCAAUUACUGGCAGGCCGGGGGUGA